UGCAAAACCUCACAAAGAGCUACGUCUUCAGUUCAAAUACCAGAGUCUGGAAAGAGACAACGUAUAUCUGAGCAACAAGGACCCAGAGUUAACAACGAGCCAUUUUUACCAUGAAGUUAUCUUUGGCUCUGGUUUUUGUAUUCAUCCUCCCCGUCAUCAGGGCUCAGGUCCCCCACUGGGGUCCGUGUCCAGACCCAGCUGUUCAACCUGCCUUCAACCUGAAACAGUUCAUGGGGAGAUGGUUUGAAAUUGCCAAACUGCCAGCCCAGUUUGAGAAGGGCCGAUGCAUUGAAACCAAUUUUACUUUGAAGACAGACAGCUCUAUUCGAGUGGUCAGCUCUGAAAUACUAAAAGGAGAACUGAGGAAAAUUGAAGGGACUGGUGUUAUAGAGGAUCUGAAGAAUCCAGCCAAGCUGGGAAUAAGUUAUUCCUACGUCCUUCCCUUCUCCCCCUACUGGAUCCUGUCCACUGACUACGUGAACUCAGCCCUUGUGUACUCUUGCACCGACAUCCUGAGGCUCUUCCAUGUUGACUUUGCCUGGAUCCUGGGCCGAACACGGACCCUGCCGGACUCCACCAUCCAGAAAGCCAUGGAGAUCUUUGCCAAAAACAACAUCGAUGUGAGCAGGAUGACUCCCAGCAAGCAGCAGGGCUGUGAGAAAAGUCUGUGAACAGGAAUAGAAAUGCAACACAAGAUGGUGCUGUUGUUGACAAAAGGGGAAAUGAUUUGAGUUUUUUUUUUUUUUUCCAGAAAAAUCUUUUACUAAUAUUUCACAGUGAUCGCAACCAGGAGGUCAAACAAUACAUUGUUGAACUGAGUUUUCUCAGCACACUAUAUCAAGUAGUUUGAUGUGAUGGUGUUUUAAGUAUAGCAGCAGAAAUUCAUAGUAAGUCAUAGUUUACCAUCCUUUUUACUUAACACUAAUUAUGGUAUUAUAAGCACAGAAGAAUACUGUCUUUGUCCUGUAGUUUUGCUGUAUUGACAAAUGUUUUGUUUGUGGUAUAUAGUAGUGGAAUUAUAUUGGAAUCAAAUGAUGCUAAAUAAUCUAUCACACAAACCAGCAACCAACAGGACCUAAUUAGGGUUAAUAAAGGACACAGACUUCAUGUGAUCUUUGUUGGGUCUGAAGCUUUUUUUUUUUUUUUUUAAAUGACAUCAGUGUGCAGUACAGGAGUCUUCAAUACACAUCUUUAUAGUCGGAAACAAAAACAAGUUUGAAAUGAUGAACGUAAAGAUGCUUCACAUCACCUGGGAAGCUAUCUGAACUACAGGCUACUACUGAAACUAUUAAAAUAGCCAAUAUUCUUAUAGAUUACUAUCAAAUAUUCCUUUUUAAGUUAUGCAACCAUGAUUUCCCCUUCAAUUUUAUCAUUAAGUUUCCAGUCAAGCCUUGCAUAUAUAUAACGUCUGAGCAGUUGAAUGUGUUACUAAACUGCAAGGCAGCAAUGGUGGAAGACAGACUAAGAUGUUUGAUUCAUUUAACUCCUUUAUAAAUGGUCAUUAGCUUCAUAUAUAAUAAUGUAUCACCAUUUUACAUAAUUUAUUUGGACAUUACAUUUUACAGUGUUGAAGAACCUGCAUACAGUAAUCAAAGCAGGAAAUGAAGUAGUGCAACA
Molecule: messenger RNA, 1617 nt
Organism: Stegastes partitus (bicolor damselfish)
Lineage: Eukaryota; Metazoa; Chordata; Actinopteri; Pomacentridae
Gene: apoda.1
Product: apolipoprotein Da, duplicate 1
Exons: 5
Coding region: 111-671 (186 amino acids)
Biological process (GO): response to reactive oxygen species; lipid metabolic process; tissue regeneration
Cellular component (GO): cytoplasm
Molecular function (GO): lipid binding
Source: RefSeq, a predicted model, not a curated record